UCGAUAUUUCCUGAUAAACCCUAGGAAGGAAAUCUGAUUCCUGAUCCCGUGGAAUUGAAGGAAGAUCGAGAUGGGAAACGAGGCGAAGAGCAGCGGAGCUGCUAAUAACGGUGGGGGAGGAUUUAGGGCAAAGAUGGAGCAUGCCCUAUACAGCGGAGACAAGAAGCACGUCAUGGCUGGGAUCGGGAUCAUCACCAUCGUCUUCGGAGUCCCUUGGUAUCUGAUGAAUCGAGGCUCAAAGCAUCAGUCUCACCAGGACUACUUGGAAAAGGCCGAUAAGGCACGUAAAGCACGGCUUUCUUCCUCUGGCUCGUCGUCUCCGGACAAGUAGAAUUUCAGCCUUUUCUCGUGCAACGGUCGAAACCCUUUUCGUGGAAUCUAGUCACAUACAAGCCGAGAACCAUUCUGCAGUGUUUUUUUGUUCUCAAGACCGUAGAACUCAUAGUCGGAGGCAGUAUCGUCAAGACACGUUUUGUUUUUUCGUUUUGGCUACAUAUCGAAUAAAUAACAAGAUCUCAAUGCAUUUUCUUCCUCCGUCCUGAAUUUACUCUUUAAUAAACUUUGGAAUCUUACAGUUAC
Molecule: messenger RNA, 579 nt
Organism: Tarenaya hassleriana
Lineage: Eukaryota; Viridiplantae; Streptophyta; Magnoliopsida; Brassicales; Cleomaceae
Exons: 2
Coding region: 71-331 (86 amino acids)
Source: RefSeq, a predicted model, not a curated record